AACGGCCAGUCCCUGGUGGCCCUGGACAAGCACUGGCACCUGGGCCGCUUCAAGUGCAAGACCUGCGGGAAGGAGCUGAAUGCCGAGUACAUCAGCAAGGACGGGCCGCCCUACUGCGAGGCCGACCACCACGCGGAGUUCGGCCUCUGCCGUGACGGCUGCGAGAAGCACAUCGCGGGGCACGUGCCGGAGGCGGCGAGAAGCACUCCCACCCGCUCUGCGCGCUCCUGGCCGGCGCGGCCGGAUGUUCGCCGAGGGCGAGGAGAUGUACCUCCAAGGCUCCUCCAUCUGGCACUCCGCCUGCUGACAAGCAGCCAGGACGGAGGACAAGAGCAAGGAGACCAGGACGUCCUCCGAGAGCAUCAUCUCCGUGCCUGCGUCCAGCACCGCGGGCUCCCCCAGCCGCGUCAUCUACGCCAGGCUGGGGGACGAGAUCCUGGACUCCAGGGACCUGGCUGCCCUGCCCAAGAGCAAGGCCAUCUACAACAUCCACCGCCCCGACAGGAUCUCCUACUCGCCCUACGUCAGCCACGCGGGGGACCGGCCGAGCGGCCUGGAGGGAGACCAGGACGACCGCUCCUCCCGGCAGUGCCGCACCUCCAGCCCCAGCUCCGCCCGGUCGGCCAGCCUCGGGCGCUACACCCAGACCUCGCGGUCGCCCCAGCACUACAGCCGGCCAGGCAGCGAAAGCGGCCGGAGCACCCCAGGCUCUCGGUGCUGUCCGACGGCAGGCCGCCCGCCACCUACCAGCAGGCGCAGCGCCACUUCCACGUGCCAGACCCCGGCGUCAAAGGUAACAUCUACCGGGAGCCCCCCAUCUACAAGCAGCACGCCUCGAGGCGCCCGGACGGGGAGGACAGCGGUUCCGACCAGGAUGGCAGGAAGCAGAAGGGCAGCUGGCUGAUCCUCCAGGGGGACGCGGACACCAGGACCAACUCGCUGUCCCACAGCAGCGGGGCCCACCGAGACCCUCUCCCCACGGGCCCGGGAGCCAGCUUCUACUCACGGUUCCCCUGUUCCAAAUCUGACCCUCUCCGACACGGAGAGAAGGGCCUGGACCACCGGAACGCCAAUCUGGCGCCUUGUGGAGCAGACCGCCCGGAUGCCAGCUGGGGCACGAGAGAAUAUAAGGUCUGUCCCUAUGACCCCCUCAUCGUCACAAACCGAAUCCGAGUGAAGCUGCCCAAAGACGUGGACCGGACGAGACUAGAGAGACACCUGCCACCCGCGGGGUUCCAGGCGGUGUUCUGCAUGAGCGUGGAGGAGUUGGACCGCCUGGCGCUCUGGGAGAGGAAGGACCUCAAGAAGAAGGCCCUGCUGUUCCUGAUGGCGCCGCACCCGCCCCGCGCCGAGGGAGGCCGCUGGCCCCGCUCCUCUGUGCCCACCGGGCCGGCGGGCACCUGGGUGGGCGGGGCCGAGGGUGAGGCGGGAGCAGGUCCCACAGCGCAGCCCUGCGCCUGAGACCCUCCUGCCUGCAGCCCAGGCCCUGGCGCCCGGCUGAGCACCGCCCUCCCCCGGGGUGCUGGCACCAGGAGAUGCUGCAGAGCGGCUGCCCCCGGGGAGGGCGGGCAUCUAGACAGCACGCCCACCUCCCCAGCCCUGGGGGCACCGAGGGGACCAGGACUGGGAUCCGAGGAGGCUUGUCAGGGACAGGCCCGGGCACCAUCCCCAGCGGGGGUACCGGCCUCAGUGUCCUCUGGCCCCGGAGCGCACUGGCUCGUGGCCUGCAGCCGGGGGCCCGGGGCGGUGCCAAGUGCGGGGUGACGAGCGUGGCCGCUGAUUGGGGCACAGGGUCCUCCUCCAGGCCCAAGGGCCCUGCUCAGCUCUCCCACGCCAGCCCCCAGAUGCCUACAGGACAUCCUAGAAUAACAGAGAGCUUUAUUUUACUAAGAAGCGCGGCCUGCGGGCCUGAGAGGACACAUAUGAAGAGUGUAGCUUGCAGCCUCAGCCCGGCCCUCCGCGCUGUGUGGUCUCCGUGCUCCGUGUCCCUAGCACAUGGACUCCUGAAUGUUUUCUUUUGCUUCUCUUUCUUUCGUACCUGUCACACGGUCCCCCGAAAGACCGCCCCCCCCCCCCACUCCCCAAUGCUGUGUGUAAUGCGUGUGAGUCCACGUCCACGGCGAUUUCCUCGCUGUUACCCUCCACGUCUGGGGCGGACCCGCCUCCUGCCGGCCAGGGCCCGGGAUGGGGACUUCCAUUUACUCGGCCCAAUGUCACGUGGCUUUUGGUGACACGGCCAGCAGAGCCCCACCUCCCCACGGGAGAACACACACAUGUGGCCCCUCAGGGCACAGGUUGCGACACUGUCCGAUCGGCGGUCAGCAGGGCCCGGGCAGAGGCCUGCGGGUCCCGCUGAGAGGUGUGGCCGUCAUCGGGGCUGAGUGGGCCCGGCCCCGGUCACCGUGUUGGUGAAGUGCCUCGAGAGGCCUGUGGACACCAGCCAGGCGUCGCCCAUGUCUGUCCCCGGCGUCCCGUGGAGCCGCAUCCCCGUGUGUCCUGGCCGUCCCGCCCG
Molecule: messenger RNA, 2512 nt
Organism: Pipistrellus kuhlii (Kuhl's pipistrelle)
Lineage: Eukaryota; Metazoa; Chordata; Mammalia; Chiroptera; Vespertilionidae
Product: actin-binding LIM protein 2-like
Biological process (GO): lamellipodium assembly; cytoskeleton organization
Cellular component (GO): actin cytoskeleton
Molecular function (GO): actin filament binding
Source: RefSeq, a predicted model, not a curated record